GCUCGCGCCAUAGUUUUGUCAAGAUAGCAAGAUGCGCGGCAGUUAUUGUUCUUAGAACGCAGGUGAAAGUGAUUUUCUUCAAAUUUGCGGUUGGUUUUCUUUCUCGGUGUAGAUCGCUUCUCGGCUAAGCUGUGGCCGACGCGGGCGCAUAUUUUCCGCUCCCCUUUGGCCUGUCACGCAGGCGCGUGGGCACACCACGAAAAAAACCCUGUGAAGACCCCCCGCAUCGUGCGGCUAUUCCGAAAAGCAGUGUAGAACGGUUGUGAGCGGAUCUCAGUCCUUCAAACUAACUUUUUACAGCAAUAUCUCUGGCCUCUUGUAGCUCGGGCAGUGUGGUUUAUCGGCGUGCGUCUCUUUUCUGUGUGUGAUAGGUGCUUCCGCAGUUUACUCAAGAUGAAAUUCUCCCUCUUGACACUGGGUGCCCUCGCCCUCGCUGCCCAGCAAACCUCUGCCGUGGCAGCCGACAACACACUAGAGUCCGCUCAGCAGGCCAAAGAUACCACUUGCUCGAAGAACAAAUCGCUGAGCUUCAACAUUACGCAAGCUGGUGAAUUUAUCCUCUUCACUUGCGGUGAAGACGUCCCCACCCUGGACCCGGCGUUCAACGCCAGCACUCCGGAAAUGUUCGAGGGAGACAACCGCGUCAAAAUUCGCGAUUUCCUCCCCGGUGCGACACUAGAAAAUGUCACGACGGCGGAUGCUGCCACGGCAACUCUGGUUGCAAGUGCUACCGCGGCAAAGUACAACUUUACAGUCCCCAGUUUGCCCAGCGACGAUCACAGCCUUCAUGUCUACUGCCGAAAAGACGCUUCCAAAACUCGAGAGGAAGAAAAGAAUGAAUGCAAAGUCACCUUCCACAUCGCUUCCUCGGCUGUCCGCCCCGUCAUGGCCGCGAGCGCCGUCGCGGGAGUCGUUGCAUCUCUGUUGCACUUCGCGUAAACUUCUCAUUUACCGCCACUAAGGUCCCGUGCUUGUUUAAGUCCGAUACUUUUACUGAAGUGGAGUUCACCUCUCAGUGUUUGCGUCGGUAUUCAACUGUACAUCCAUUGGUGGGUGUCCAGUCGCCACACCAUGCCACGCC
This is a messenger RNA of Toxoplasma gondii ME49, 1081 nucleotides long. It is a transcript of the gene SRS22E, whose product is annotated as SAG-related sequence SRS22E. The record is from RefSeq and is a predicted model, not a curated record. The transcript has a single exon. Lineage: Eukaryota; Apicomplexa; Conoidasida; Eucoccidiorida; Sarcocystidae. The coding region runs from base 394 to 939 and encodes 181 amino acids. Gene Ontology annotation, cellular component: membrane.